This is a messenger RNA of Syngnathus acus (greater pipefish), 10079 nucleotides long. Its product is annotated as cilia- and flagella-associated protein 47-like. Bases 317 to 9454 code for a protein of 3045 amino acids. The transcript has 67 exons. The record is from RefSeq and is a predicted model, not a curated record. Gene Ontology annotation, molecular function: protein binding. Lineage: Eukaryota; Metazoa; Chordata; Actinopteri; Syngnathiformes; Syngnathidae.
CCUGUAAAGGUAACUACGACGUCGAAGAAGAUAGAUUAUUAACGGUCUACAUUUGACCAGACAUUUUAGAAAAAAUAAUACUCCUCAUUUAGAAGACUGCCGAAACGUCACUCGCUAUACGUACUGCGGCGUAACACUAUUUGAAGUUGUCUACCAACGUGUGGACUAUUUGAUCGUUUACGCGAUUUGUGUUACCAUAGCAAUUGAUAAAUUGGACGGUGACUCAAAUUCAAUCGAUGUCUCUAGAACCGCGACAAGCAUAGCUGACCUUUGUUUGGAGUUUUGGAUCGAUUUAUACGUUCCAACAGACUUAAUAAUGGCCAAGAAUUCCAUUCACGUUGAACCGCCGCUCGUCGAGUUCAAGGACGUGGAAGUGGGCAAGCUCUACACGACUGUCAUCACUGCCACUAAUGUUGGCAGAAUCACGAGGGAAAUAUUCUUUGAAAACCCCAAGUUAAAGGUGUUUAAGUUCUCAGCACCCAGAGUUGCCAAGAAUAUACCGCCUGGUUUGUCUGUAAGCGGCACACUGGAGUUCAUCCCCGUGGAAGAGAAGAAAGUCACAGACUACAUUUAUGUUCAUAUAGAUGCAACGGAAGCCAUUGAAGUCCCACUGCAGAUUUCUCCUCGGGCUUGCUCCCUAUCCAUGGACUCGGAAUUGGACUUUGGCUUUCUUCCUGCCAGCGGUCAGAUCUUCAGAAGAUACAUUCCUAUUACCAAUCAAGGAUCAGCAUCAGGUGUGUUCCAGGUGCUGCACAAUGGAGACUGUUUGGUCCGACUUUCUCCUUGCAGUGGAGUUAUAGCACCUGGCGCUACCAGGCGGUUGACAAUUGAACUGCAUGCCGAUAAACCAAGACAAGUUGAUGAAAAGGCCCUGGUCAGGCUUCAGAGUUGCUCCACUGUGAUUCUUAAGAUCAGAGCUCAAGUGGUUGAACAGCAUCUUGAGCUCUCGGACGUACAAGGGAACCCCUUGUCUCGUCUGUGUUUCGGACCAGUCUACUAUGGGACGUCCCGCGUGGAGCGUGUGGUCUUGACAAACAAUGGGCCUCAAGCAUGCGACUGGGUCUCCUUACUUAAGGGUUCUGCUGCUGGGACCGAAGGUGGAGCAAAUCUUGACAAGAGCACAGACUUCGCUUUGCUGCCCAAAAUGCAGCGGUGCAACCCAACCCCCCGCUGCCCAUGUCCGGUGGUGGAGUGUAUUCCCAACCAAGGCAGACUGGGACCAUAUAAGAAAAGUACUGUAACAGUACGCUUCAGCCCUGUUUUCCAUAGAUUACAGGUGAAGCGUCAAUGCCAAGCCAGUCGGCAGGACUACUGUCUUUUUCUACACCUGGACUCAGUUAGAAGCCAACAUGGAUUUGCUCACCAAAAUGGUAAAACCACUAUCGAGUUGGCGGUUACGGGCACCGGAUUGCCUGUGGAUCUGCAUCCGAGUCCCUCCAAUAAAUUUGACUUUCCCACUUGCGAUGUGGGCCAGCGUGUGGAACACCUUUGCGUGCUGCAGAAUCUCUGUCUGCAUCUUCCCAUACACUUCCGCUUCCGAAAGUUGGCGCUAUUUGCCGCUCAGCCUUCCUGCGGCACUAUUGCCCCUGGACUGUGUCAGGAAAUAGUUUUGGUUUUCAAUGCGCGGCAGCAGGGGACAUUCCAAAUGUGCCAGAAACUUGAUGUUUUGGGUUACGUCGCGCGCCAGAAGGCUAAUGACCCCAGAGAGGAUGAUGCUAAACUAAGGCUUGGCAGCUUUUACACCAUUCCACUACACCUAUCAGCCAUCUGCAAAAUUGAGACCACACAUCCUUCACCUAAAUUAAAUCCUGGUAUUACACCAGUGGUGAGCAAUCCCACAGGUUUACGUCCUCACGUCCCAUCCAGUGAAUUGGACUGCUGCUAUGGAAUGGCGCGCGCUGCUGUGGUCAGCGCUCGUAAGACAACCUUCCACAUGCAGGACAGGAAGAAUGGUCAAAGGUUCGCGGAUGAGGAGUUUCUGGCUUUGCCAAACGACCGAAUCAGUAGCGUCAGACCGGCCUCACCUUACACCCAAUAUAGGACUAUCUUCACCGGAGUACAGCGAUACACCUAUUUGGAUCCAGAGUAUAGCUUCACUUGGGAGGAGAUGGAGAAAAAACGUCUGCAUAAACAAAGAUACACCGACUUCAUCAGGCAGCUCAGAGAAACACGCCUGCAGAAGAUCAAGACAAAACUUGAAGAGCAAGCGGACAAGUUUGGGAUUAUACCUGCACAAGGGCUUGAGUCACCUAAACUUGUCCUGCACGACGUGAAGCCUAAUCAGAAGUCAAGUAGCAGGUUGAAGUAUUCUUCCUGUAGCCAGCCCAAGAGCAAGACCCCCACUGCCAGACAGGUCUCAAUGGGUUCACAUCCAAUACCAGCUACUCACCAGGAGAUGACAGACUGUGACAAGACUUUGACACCUCAGGAGCUUUACCAGGUUAUCAUAGGCCCAAAAUUUGUGGACUUUGGCGAAGUGUGCUUCCAUUCGGUGUGUGAGCAGAAAGUGGAGCUGAUCAAUCCCCUGUCAACGUUUGUGCUGGUUCAGUUUGAAGUGGACUGCUUUGAGCUGCAGGGCUCGUGUCCUCUGUCUCACGUGCUGCCACCGGUUUCCCACAACGCAGUCACCCUCACGUUUCAAAGCAGCAAGCUGGGUCAAUUCUACAGGCCUGUGUCUUACACAGUGAAUCAGCAACAUCCUGGACAGAUUCUGGUCAAGGCUCAAGUCGUACGAAACUACUUGCAAUUGUCCACCCACCUGCUGACGCUUACUCCCAACGCAAACUUGCUUGCCUCAUCGGGCUACCGAAGCUCAGUUACUAUUCGAAACCCACGUAAUCAGCCUGCAGAAUUCACAUGGUGGCCCAUCGUUCCAGAGAGUGGCAUCCUGUUCUCUAUUCGACCAGCCACAGGUACAGUGGAGCCCUACAAAGAAAUGGAUUGUGAGGUGGUGUGGCAUGCCUCGUUCUCAUCACCUCUAGAAGGCGACUUUGACCUCUAUUGCAACGAUGGCAACGUACAACGGCUACACUGCAUUGCCAAGGUUGGCUCCACUUGCAUCCGACAAGCAGAGAGCAGGUUGAUGUUUGAGUCUGUGCCUCUCAACAUGCCCUCAGUCAGAACGAUGAUCGUACACAAUAAUGGCCACAACCACGCCUAUUAUCGAGUGCUUGAUGUGUGCCCUCUGCCGUGCUUGGUGGUCAUCCCGUGCGAGGGAGUGGUGCCCAGCCGAGGGAAGGCUGUCCUAAAGAUCCACUUCCACCCUGACUCCGUCAUCAGAUUUGAAACCAGAGUUUCCAUAGCUGUGAAGAACAUGAAGCCCCUUGAGGUGCGAGUCGGUGGGUCUGUGGAGCCUCCUAAUGUUGACAUCAGUGUGCCCCUCUUCCAUUUCUACGGUGUCCAUACUGGUUCUGAGAGAGCGGUACCUUUUGAAGUGAUCAAUCACUCAGCAGCUACAGCUCAGCUCACCUUCAACCUGUCACAAUAUCCAGACUUCUCUCUACAGGUUCCUCAGCCUGCUUCACAAGAGAAUUAUUCAGUUGUGAGGGUACUGGAGGCACGGGGACGCCAGACAGUCAAGUGCUAUCUUGUCUUCUCCCCAACCCAGUCAGCUGACUAUGACUUUAAACUGCCGUUGAUGGUUAACGGAAUGAGAUGGCCUGUUCCUUCUCCACCACCUUCCCCGACGUCCGGCUCACCCCAUUUUUCAUCUAGCAGCAAGUGUGUUAUGAAAGUGACUCCCUGGUCUAUCAACAUGGCAAUGCAACAACCACGCAUACAAGCCACAGUUUUGUGUGCUCCAAUCGAAAUGUCUCCGUUGAGUCUCCAGUUCAAUGUGGAAGCUUUUACACAACCUUCACAGUCCUAUUUAAAGACAGUGGAGCUCAAAGCAGCAUGCGAGCAGAGCGUCUAUUGGCGCAGUACCCGAAAGGAAAGCGUGCACUGGCGGUUCAAGCGUAGCGACACAACACCGCCAGAGGGUAGAGGAGAGGGCGAGCUACAUUUGUCUGUGUCUCCAUCAUCUGGUUGUCUGGAGCCUGGUCAGUCCAUCUGCUUGGCAAUCGGGAUCACGCCACAGGCAUUCAGAACAUACACGGUGACCAGACUUUCCCUCUCACUUUACCUGGGAGAGAAAGAAGGGGGCAAGAUGGGGCAUCCAUACAAAAAGCUUCCUAUCACUGUGAUCCACCAAGUUCCCAGUAUAACCAUCACCCCCCCUUAUUUGUUCCUGACCCCAGUACCCUUGGAAAGCAGCAUAUCAGCCAAACUUACCCUGGUUGCUUCAGAAUACAUCAGUGGAACCACUUUAACAGCUGAGAUAGAUGAGGUGGAUCUGGAGGACGGAACUAAGGUGCAGCCAUUCUGUAUCUCCUUCCCAGAAGGUAACAUCAUCCCCCUCCAAGACCAGGCAGCCAGUGUGAACUCACUGACCUGCCGGGUGUCUUUUUUUUCUUCGGUGACUCUGUCCAUUCGCACAAGCAUUACCUUCACUGACCACCUAAACAACAGAUUCAAGGUCAGGUUAUGUGCCACAAGUGACAAUUGUUUGUUGACUGUGUGGCCCCAAAUGGCUCUUCAACGCUCCAGGCAACAAAUAGUUCUCAGGGGUGGGGCAGCAGUUCUUGAAACCAUCACACAUCACACACCAAGUCCUGGAUCUGACCCAACGUCAUCGUCCUCCUUGUUUGACCCCAUCAGCUCAAUAUCCAAAACCUCAUCAGCAGACUCCUUUGAACAAAGCGACAGUGGGAGUCAGAGCAGCAGCCAAAGUUUACGGAACACAGAGACCCCGCAGACUGACAUCCGUGUGCCACUGUUCCCUGCUACAACAUCAACGGAGGGCCAAUAUUUCCAGGAUGUUUUACUAGCAUUGGAGAGGUGGUUUAGCUUCUUUGGCUGGGUGACUGGGCCACACCCCAUCACGAUACCAGUCACACUCAGAAGAAUUGUGUCAGAAGAUGAAGUCAAUAAUCCUGACUGCCAGACACAGGGAGUCAGCCAAAAAAAAGACCCCAGGUCUGCAGUGGAGAUGAUUCAUCAUCUGGCGGGCAGACAGAUUCCCAACAUUUCUCUCUGUCAGACAUUUUCCACAGAUUUGCACCAGCGCACUAUGCAGCUGCUCCAACAACAUGAGGCCAUUUUUGCUUUUCUCAGAGUACAAGGAGCUUGUUUGAGUCACAUCCAAGCUGAAUACCUACUGGAUGUGCUGGAGUUCAAGCACUGGUGCACCUUACAGUCUGAGAAGAAACAGCCAAGUGUGGACUAUAACACUAUUGACUAUGAGUCUCUGAGCAAACGAUGCUGGACCGAUUUUCUCCUGCAAAUAUACAAGGUCUUGGUGUUGUGCCGCGUGUCAGAGUGCCGUCCCAACCUAACUAAUGAGCAAAAUCAGGAAGAUGAAGGCGGAAUCCUCAACAUCCAGUCACUGCCCAGUAACCUCUACUCUCGCCACGAGCUCCUGCUUCUCUCAUGGCUUAAUUCAAACUAUCGUCACAUGAGGGACAUAGUGUGGACUUCAGGUACUGUCCCGCCAGUGCGCUGGAUUGUCAAUUUUGACUUGGACUUAAUGGACGGACUGGUACUUGCUGCGUUGCUGGCUGCCUAUUGCCCAUACCUGGUCUCCAGCCACUUUCAGAGGAUGUACAUCACAAAUCCCAGCAUGGAGCAGAUUCUGCACAACAACAUCAUUAUUGUCCAGGCCUUAACCAUGCUUUCUCUCAACAUGGAUCUGCAGCCCACAGACUUGUCAGAUCCCAACCCGGUGCAAAUGUUGAUGCUGUGUGUUCAUUUGUAUGAGAGGCUGCCUCAGUACCAGCCUGUAAACACCAUUACUCUCUCUGGAAAACUGCACAGAACUUUGAGCAAGCAGGUGCAUUUGAAAAACCCAUCCACUUCACCGGUCAAAUACCGAACCAUCAUUCUCGGACAAGAUGCCAGCCUGUUCUCCCUGCCCGAUGGCUCUGCUGUCACCAUUCCUCCAAACGCCAGCACUGAUUUGACGGUGCAGUACUCCUGUUCAUUCCUGCAGCCUAAGGAAGCCGUCCUACUGCUCAUCUCUACUUCAACAUCUGGUCUGCAUGGCGUCACUUUGACGUUCAAAAUCAACACAUGUGUUAGUCAGAUCACACCCACAGAAAGUGUCAAGUGCAAGACUCCAUGCUAUCUGCUAAAAGUGAUUAAACUUCCAAUAAUAAACACAUUUAAUACGGAAAAUCAAUUCAAGGUGAUGCUGAUCGAGUCGACAGUUAACCCGUCGGAAUCAGAAAAGGAAACCACAAGUCUCAUACAGCAGGCAUCCUUCAAAGUCAAGAAUGAGAAGAAGCCUUCAAAGAGGAGCUGUCAUGAAGACAUGGCAGACGGUGAUGGCAGCGAGUUCAUCAGCACAGUGAGCAGUGUUAGUCUGAAGUCCGGCCAGGCUGACAUACUCAACCUCCACUUCCUUCCCUUCUCUCCAGGAGCCAAGUAUUGCGUCGUGUUGCUUAUUUGUCCCCAGGUCGGUGAUAUGGCCUACCUGGUGAAGGCAACUGCAGACUUGCCUCUACCUUCCGCUCUCAGAGUUAGGCACAGUUCAAACAUAUUCACCAUCCCUGGGAACUGCGUGGGCUCGAGUGGCUUUGUGUCAGCGCUGCGCCUGCGCUGCACUGUCGGAAAGACGUGCGAGGAGCACAUCCGCCUACCCCUGAUCAAUUCGUCCUGGGAAAACGCCCUAUCCAUGUGGGCGCAACACAGAAUGACUGCCAUUGAACUCCAGAGACGAAUGCUGACUUUCACUUUGCAUAGCAGCAGUGUGAGGGCAAGCAUGGCAGCAUGCAUGCUUUCUAAAAAGCAGAGCCAAAUGAAAGACGUUGAUUACAAAAGCGGGGUAGUGUACAGCAUGGAGGCUUCAUUGCCUCGAUACUUUACCGUACCCAGCAGUGUUACGAUGCCCAUAAAGAAAGAGACCAACAUAUGGAGGAAUCCUACAGAUGACGAUUGUGUGGAAAUCCCCUUGCGGUUCAAGGCGGACACAGUAGGACAGUUCUCAUGUCAGAUCAUUCUGAAGUCCUGCUUUGACACCAGAGUCUACUUGAUGGAGGCGCUGGUCACCUCGCCGGGAGGAUCUGUUCAUUUGGACUUCAGUUCGCCUGCUCAGCAUCCAGUCACACAAGAUAUCCCUCUGCAAAAUGAGACCCACCAAGAUUGGACCUUGAAGGCUGAGUUGUGUGUUGAAGGCUUUUUUGGCCCCAAGGUUUUGAUUGUACCAGCCGGAACAAGAGCUUGUUACCCUCUCACUUUUCAUCCAACGACACAAUGCGUUGUCAUGGGGAAGCUGUCUUUGCAUAACAGCGUCAACCGGGUGGAUCAUGUCUUCACUAUUCGAGGAGUGGGUGAGCGCCCCCUGCCUGUGGAGCACCUUGUACUACGAUGUCCUGUGGGCAAGACCACUCACAGACAGCUGAGUGUCCCCAACUACAGUCGGAACGCAGUCUUGCUUCAGGUGGUGACAGACCUAUCUAUUAUCAGUGGCAAUUCAUCCCUAAAAGUUCAACCUGGUCAAAGCACUCUGUACACCCUGGCUGUGUCGCCAUGGAAACGAGGAGAGCUAUCAGGUUAUGUAUCAUUUGUUGAGAUUGAUCAGCCGGAUGAGGGAAAUGCUAACAAAGUGAAUACCGUUGGACACUAUGAGGUGUUCUACACUCUUGAAAUAACUUGUGAACCAGAGGCACCAGUGCACACCUUUAAUGUUCAGUGCACUGUUCAAAGCUCCGUCGCCAUAGAGAUCCCUGUCAGUAACCCGGGAGAAGAGCUCCUCAUGCUCAACGUGGACCUGGAAGGAGAUGAUUUGUGUGGAGCGGACUGGGUUUUCAUCCCCCCACAAGAAACGCUGACCUACAAAGUCACAUUUUCUCCAGUAAAAGUUGGGAAGACCAGAGGCAGCGUGGUGUUCCAGUCUGAACCAGUCGGAGAGUUUUGGUAUCAGUUGGAGCUUUAUGCUAUUCCCUCUGCUGUUGUGACACUACCACAAGCUAGCUGUCCAUUGGGAAAGUGGACUCGCCAGUUCAUUGCGGUGGUCAACCCAACAGCAGAUACAAUCAAGGUGAACGUGACCAACACUAACCCUCGGAACUACACGCUGGAACUGGGCUCGGAAAGCACUGUUACUGUAGAGCCCCACUCUGCCAGCCAACUUGGGGUCCUCUUCACUCCAUCAUCUCUUGGAGAGUGUAACCACGGAGCAAAGAUCACUUUCACAUGCCCUCAGUUGCAGCAAUGGUGUGUGUUGUUGUUUGGCCGGGGUCUCGAACCCAGACGAGAGGAACCUUUGAGCAUCUCUUCUACAGUCGGCGCCAGCGAGUCUUUAACCGUUCGCUUCACAAAUCCCACCGAGCAUCCAGCCACAGUUGGAAUCACACUUACAGAUAAAGAUCCAAGUGCUGCCCCUGACUUUGUUCCUGUGACUCCUGAAAAGAAUGUGUUCUCGCUAUCUCUGAGUCAAGUGGAAGGUAUACAGAUUAGUGAGGGGGGAAGUUUGGAUGUGCCGGUUGUGUUUGCACCCAAGUCUAUGGACCCGCAGCAGUCCUGGUUAUGCAUCUCUAUGACGCCCCUCAACAACGUUACGAGCGGAAAAAGGGCAAGGAGGAAGCUGUCGACCAUCUGUUGGAUCUACCCUCUCUGUGGGAUUCCCGUGAAAGCGCCUGUUGAUUACUCACCACUCUGCGUGCUCCAGUGUGAAGCGGGCUGCCAGCUGGAAAAGAGGCUUGAUGUCCAGCUCACUGGAUUAGUGUCAAAUGCUCCAAGUGGACAUGAAGUUUCCGAUGUGUUUGUGGAAGACUUCCAAUGUGAGGUGUGUUUUGAAAGUGAAACCGUGGACUGCCUGACCGCUUCUAUCGAAGCUGGGAGGAGGGACCCCGAGACCGGCGUUGUAACGCUCACCAUCAAUCUGCUCCACAGUCCGGUCGAGCAAUGCAGGUUCUCAGCUAUUCUAGUGGUGCAACAUGCGUCCGGACAAAUCUGGAAGUUUUCCCUCGAUGUCAUGGCCACAGAGCCCCAGGUUGAUGAUGUCAUGGACACAGAUGUCACAGAGUUUGGUCAAACAUCCGCGCUGGGCUUCUACUUGACCAGCACCACUCGGAGGCCGGAGCCCUUUACUGCAACGUUCCUGCCAGGCAGCAGCAGUGAGUUUGCUGUAACUCCAACCUCUGGAAUGUUGCCGCCUGUUGAUUCCAGCGGUGCCCUCAUCAAUGUGUUUUUCACCCCCGCCAUCAAAAAUAAGAGGCACAACGCAAGACUUACCAUCCAGGCAACGGACAUGCUGUGGAAGUAUGACAUCAGAGGUGUGACGCCUCCUCUGAUUGAAACGUCACCUAACAACACGGUUCCGGUGCCCACUAGAGAACAGCAUCCCAACUUUGUAACAAGGAACCUUCGUAUUCCGGCCCUGGCAAAGUCAUCACCGCUGAAAUUUUGUAAAUAACUCUUCACCUUUUUUGUCAUUACAUGAGGUGUCAAACGUUAUUAAAUAGCACAGGUUUAGUUCAUGUUAACAAGUUUACACAGUUCUCUGAAUUUGCCUCACCCCCAACAGAGGUACAAAUCAGCUUGAGGAGGAGAGUGGGCUUAAUUAGUACUUUCAUUUGUAGCAAUGAUAAGUGGCCAUUAGUUUAAAGUGUUUAAAUGUGCUACUUUUUCCAUUUUUGUGGUUAAUAGUAAUAACGAGUUUUAAUUGUAAUCACAGUAAUAUUGAAGGUUAAUCUUUUUCCUGAUUUUUUGCACCCACUGGAGGCCUAGGUUCCCUCAACGUUUGUCUGGAUUGAUUACGUUAAGAGGUUUAACCCGUUCACAUGAUGAACCUGGGUGUGAGAAAUUACAACUAAUACAAGCUACGAAAACUUGCAUUGGGUGUAUAGUCCUAUAAACUGUGUUUUCAGGCGAUUCAUUUAUUACACUUUGGUUCCAGGUCAAUUUUAAGAAUAUUAUAGACAUGGAGAUCUUAAGGUAAUUCAAUUUUAAAGUGUGAUACAGUUUUCUUGAGUUCUAAAUGCCCAUUAAGGUUUUGUGCCACAGUGUUCACUCUGCAUUAAAACACAAACUUCUUGUUA